This is a messenger RNA of Pelmatolapia mariae (spotted tilapia), 7310 nucleotides long. RefSeq names its product NACHT, LRR and PYD domains-containing protein 12-like. Bases 109 to 5025 code for a protein of 1638 amino acids. The record is from RefSeq and is a predicted model, not a curated record. The transcript has 21 exons. Gene Ontology annotation, molecular function: protein binding. Gene Ontology annotation, biological process: regulation of apoptotic process; intracellular signal transduction. Lineage: Eukaryota; Metazoa; Chordata; Actinopteri; Cichliformes; Cichlidae.
UGCAGAGAGGAAGGCAAUAAGACUCACAUGUUCGAGUCCGUUAGUUUUGAGAGAACAGAGGGAAGAAGCUGAGGCUGAAGCUGAGGCUGACUGAUUGAAGUCCAUAAGAUGAUGAUGGAGAACGAGGAGGACAAAGCGAAGUCUGCAGGAUCCAGCUGUCUGCCUGUGAAGAGUGACCGGUCCAAACAACAACCUACAGACUUCAGCGAUGAAGCUGGACCCUCAGACACAGAAAGUCAGAGGUCACAGGCUCCAGGGAUCAGCUUUCUGUCUCAGAAGAGUGACCGGUCCAUUGGUAAACCCCCAGACUUCAGAGAAGAACCUGGACCACCACACACAAAAGAGAGGAAGAGGAAGAGGAGUGAUAUUUGUGAGGAGGAGCAGCUGUCCUGCUGUGCUUUGUGUCAGGACAUCCUAAAUGAUCCCGUCUCUACCAGCUGUGGACACUGGGUCUGCAGACAGUGCAUCUCCUCAUACUGGGACCAGUCUGCUUCAUCAGGAGACUCCUCCUGUCCCCAGUGUGGUAAAAGAUCCAGAACCAGAGCUGUACUGCAGACAGCCAGUCAGAGCAGUUGUGUACAAACAGAUGUUGGUCUGCAGGAGGUUUUAGAUGAACAUAAGAUCAGUCUGAGGAGGAGAUGUGAACAUGUGACUGAAGGAAGUGAUGAAACAGGAAGUAGAACCCUCCUCAACAGGAUCUACACUGAGCUCUACAUCACAGAGGGACAGAGUGAAGAGGUUGAUAACCAACAUGAGGUGAGGCAGCUGGAGACAGCUUCCAAGAUGGACGCCCUCCAUGACACUCCAAUCAGGUGCCAGGACAUCUUUAAAGCCUUACCUGACCAACAGAGACCCAUCAGAGUGGUUCUGACCAACGGCGUGGCUGGUGUUGGAAAAACCUUCUCAGUGCAGAAGUUCACUCUGGACUGGGCAGAGGGCUUGGAGAACCAACAUGUCAGUGUGGUGGUUCUGCUUUCAUUCAGGGAGCUGAACCUGAUCAGAGAUGAGCAGUACAGUCUUCUGGAGCUGCUCCAUGUUUUCCAUCCAACAUUACAGAAGGUCACAGCAGAGAAGCUGGCUGUCUCUCAGCUUUUGUUCAUCUUUGACGGCCUGGAUGAAAGCAGACUUUCAUUGGAUUUCACCAACAGGAAGCUGCUGUCUGAUGUCACACAGAAGUCAUCAGUCAGCCAGCUGCUGACAAACCUCAUCCAGGGGAAUCUGCUUCCCUCGGCUCUCGUCUGGAUAACUUCCCGACCUGCAGCAGCCAAUCAGAUCCCUCCUACAUGUGUCGACAGGCUAACAGAAGUACGAGGCUUCACUGACACCCAGAAGGAGAAGUACUUCAGGAGGAGAUUCAGUGAUGAAGAGCUGUCCAGCAGAAUCAUCUCCCACAUGAAGACAUCCAGGAGCCUCCACAUCAUGUGUAGAAUCCCAGUCUUCUGCUGGAUCACUGCUACAGUUCUGGAGCACAUGUUGACUACAGAGCAGAGAGGAGAGCUGCCCAAGACCCUGACUGACAUGUACUCACACUUCCUGCUGGUUCAGACAAAGAGGAAAAAGAACAAGUACCAUGAGGGACAUGAGACGAGUCCACAGGAGCUGACGGAGGCUGACAGGGAAGUUCUUCUGAAGCUGGGGAGACUGGCGUUUGAACAUCUGGAGAAAGGAAACAUCAUGUUCUACCAAGAAGACCUGGAGCAGUGUAGUCUGGAUGUCACGGAGGCCUCAGUGUACUCAGGAGUUUGUACAGAGAUCUUCAAAAGAGAGUGUGUGCUCUUCCAGAAACCAGUCUACUGCUUUGUUCAUCUGAGCAUUCAGGAGUUUCUGGCUGCAGUCUACAUGUUCCACUGUUUCACCAAGAGGAAGACAGAGGUGCUGGAAGCCUUCCUUGGAGAAAAGUACAGUGGGUCAUCUCUGGAUGAUUUCCUUAAACGAGCCAUGGAGAAAUCCCUCCAGAGUAAAAAUGGCCGCCUGGACCUGUUUGUCCGCUUCCUUCAUGGCCUCUGUCUGGAGUCCAACCAGAGACUCUUAGGAGGUCUGCUGGGUCAGACAGAGAGCAGUCCAGGAACCAUCCAGAGAGUCAUCAACAAUCUUAAGGAGAUGAACAGUGAUGAAAUUUCUCCUGACAGAAGCAUCAACAUCUUCCACUGUCUGGUAGAGAUGAACGACCUCUCAGUACAUGAGGAGAUCCAAGUAUUCUUGAAGUCAGCUAACAGAUCAGAAAAGAAACUCUCUGAGAUCCACUGCUCAGCUCUGGCCUACAUGCUGCAGAUGUCAGAGGAGGUUCUGGAUGAGUUAGACCUAAACAAGUACAAAGCAUCAUUGGAUGGGCGACUGAGACUUUUUCCAGUUGUAAGGAAUUGCAGAAAGGCUCGACUGACUCAUUGUGUACUCUCAGACGCUCACUGUGAGGUUGUGGCCUCAGCUCUGACGUCUAACCCCUCUCAUCUAACAGAGCUGGACAUGAGUAAAAACAACCUGAAGGAUUCAGGGGUGAAACUGCUCUCAGCUGGACUGGAGAGUCCAAACUGUCAGUUGAAGACUCUGAGAUUGAAGGACUGCUGGUUGUCAGUUAACAGCUGUGAAUCUCUGCUGUCUGCUCUGGAUUCCAAUCCUUCCCAUCUGAGAGAACUUGACCUGAGUAAAAACAAUCUGCAUGAUUUACAUGUGAAGCAACUGUGUGGUUUUCUGGAGAGUCCACACUGUAGACUGGAGACUCUGAGACUGGGAGGCUGCUGUUUGUCAGAGAGCAACUGUACCUCUCUAGUGUCAGCGCUGAAAUCCAACCCCUCACAUCUAAGAGAACUAGACCUGAGCUCUAAUGACAACAUGCAGGAUUCAGGAGUAAAGCAGCUGUGUGGUUUUCUGGAGAAUCCACACUGUCGACUGGAGACUCUGAGAUUGGAAUGCUGCAGUUUGUCAGAGAUCAGCUGUGCUGCUCUUGUCUCAACUCUUAAAUCCACACCCUCCCAUCUGAAACAUUUGGACCUGAGUGAGAACAGGAACCUGCAGGAUUCAGGUGUGGAGCUGCUGUGUGGUUUUCUGGAGAGUCCACACUGUAGACUGGAGACUCUGAGAUUAAAGUACUGCAGGUUGUCAGAGAUCAGCUGUUCUUAUCUGGUCUCAGCUCUUGCUAAGUCCAACUCAUCCCAUCUGAGAGAGCUUGAUGUGAGCCACAACAACACACUAUUGGAUUCAGGAGUGAAGCAGCUGUGUGGUUUUCUAGGGAGUCCACACUGUAGACUUGAAACUCUGAGACUGGGGAACUGUGGUUUGUCAGAAAUCAGCUGUGAUUAUCUGGCCUCAACUCUAAAGUCCAGACCCUCUCAUCUAAGAGAACUUGACCUAAGUGGCAAUAAAAAUCUGCAGGAUUCUGGCGUAGAGCAGCUGUGUGAUUUUCUGGAGAGCCCACACUGUCGACUGAAGACUUUGAGACUGGAGGACUGCAGCUUGUCAGAACACAGCUGCAGAUUUCUGGUGUCAGCUCUGAAGUCCAACCCCUCCUUUCUUAGAGAGAUGGACCUGAGCUCCAACUACAAACUGCAGGAUUUAGGAGUGGAGCAUCUGUGUGGUUUUCUGGAGAGUCCACAGUGCAGACUGGAAACUCUGAGACUGGAGUACUGUGGUCUGUCAGAGAUCAGCUGUGAGUAUCUGGCUUCAGCGCUAAAGUCCAGCCCCUCCUAUCUGAGCGAGCUGCGCCUGAGAGGAAACAACCUGCAGGAAUCAGAUCUGAGGCAGCUGUCUGAGCUUGUGGAGGAUCCACAGUGGAGACUGGAGACUCUGGGGGUUGACAGGAUGAUUGAACCUUUAAAUGAAAAAGCCUGUGACUCUGAAGAAACAUUGGAUAUGAACCCUUUAGCUGAUUUAUCUGAGGAUGACAUAGAGCCAAUUAAGCCUCCAUCAAGCUUCACACCUGAAGAGCAAACUGAAUCCACACAAAUCUCCUACAGGUUCAGGUGUCCUGGUCCAGGCGUGUUCCAGUGUACUCUGACCAGACUGGUGUUUGUUAUGGUUCAGGAGGCGGAGCUGCUGUACUGGAAUGUCCAAUGGGAUGAGAGCCUCCUUCAACAAGCUGGAAAAACAGCUGCAGGUCCGCUGUUCAACAUCACAUGCUCUGAGGAUGCAGUCCGUCAGCUCCACCUGCCACACUGUGAAACAAAGGAGGCCUUGUGUGUUGAUGGCCUGCUGUCUGUCGCGCACAUCUUUGAUGAUGGGAUAAGCAUCUUGAAACCGAUGAGGAUCACCGACACGCAUGUGAUUGUGAGCGUCUCCCACUUCUCUGCCUUUGGCCUUAUCUGGAAUUUUGUUAAAAAGUCCUUUAAAAUCCCAGAACCAGGCCAGGUUCUGCUGUUCCUCCGAUUUAAAGACACAGUGCCUCUAAAAAUCAACGUGUUUCUCCUGCAUGAAAGAAUCCAUCUGUCAGAGGUUAAAAAGCAACAAGGCAGUGAUGCUAAAUACAUUGAGACGUCUUCAGACUGCGUGCUUCACAUCGGUCAGCGUUACAGUGUCCACUGUGAACCCGAGGGCCUGAAGAUACAGCCGAAGCACACAGAGUUUUGGAACAAGCUUGGACCGAAUUACUAUCCAACAUUUGAGGUUUUCCUGACUGCAAAGCUGGAGGUUGUGACUCUGAUAGUCAAAGACCAAGAUGGAAAUGAAGUCUGGCGCCGUAAAGUGUUUGUCCCAGAAAAGGACCGAGUCUCACCAGAGGACAGCGCACACCACAAAACAAAAAAAGAUGAGAAUAAGCUGCUUCAAAUCCGCUCAGAGUUUAUUGAAAGAGUGUCUGCAGAGGGUUUAAACAAAAUUGUAGAUAAACUCCUUGAGCGUCCAGUUAUUAAUGAUGCAGAGAUGGAGUCUGGGACAUCUGAGACAAAAAGCAGAGCAAAUAAAGUGCGAUGCAUAAUCGACACCGUGCGACGAAAAGGAAAUGACGCCUGCAGACAUCUGCUCGAUGUUCUCAAAGAGGUGGACCCAACCCUUUUCAGAGUGCUCGUGCCAAAGCGAAGCCGAAAAAACCUCUAAAGAAGCUCAUGAGCUGUGGGCUGUGAUGCUAAAGUCUCACGUUACUUAGUGAAAUCUUGAAAUGACGAGAUUUUUUAAUCACUCUGAAAGUGAUUCUCUUGAACCAACUUGGACUUGUUUGAAUGGAUGCUGAGCAGAAAAUCAGAUGGAGCUGUUUACAAUCUCAGACUGCUUCAUAAUGUUAAAGGUGUUUCCCUAAAGUCAUUCUAGCUUUCUCUCACUAGAUGGCGAUAGAAGCUCGGUGAUGGAGGCAGUACUGAAAGUCACAUGAAAGAUUAAAAAAAUACCCUCACACAUAUAGACAGGAAAUGUGCACGUUAACAUGAUGUUUAUCAGUUUUAAACUGAUAGAAAUGCUAUUAUUAAGUUUUCAUUUUUACUCAAACUAUUUUUAAAUAAUCCCAGAUUAAAUGGUAAAUGGACUGAUUCUUAUAUAGUCAAGUACUCAGAUUAACAUCAACAAUUUCAAGGUGCUUUAUUUUGGAAGGGAAAGACUUGUGGUUUGAAGGAUUCUGGAUCAAAGCUGCAAGUUUAUUUUUUCAGUCUUGAUCAUCUGAAUCAAUCAAAUUAAUGUUACUGUGAAAUUAUUCUAAUUAUUUUGUACGGAUUUUGGCUGUUAUGUGUUUACAUUGCAUUAGUAACCAUCUGUCUUAACUGUUCCUUAUGUGAUUAAAAUCACCACAGUUUGGUAAUCACAAAGAUUCAUGUUUCCUUCCUCUCUGCUAAUAAAUUAAGCCAUUAAAUUUCCUCUAAAGGUCUUCAGUCAGUUUCCUCUGACUUCCUAUAUCACACAUACAAAAGUUGACAGGGAAGAGAACAGCAUGUGUGACACAAAAGACCAGAGGUCUGUAUCAUGAAGAUGGCUUUUGUUUUAUCCCAGUAGCUUCAGGGCAGAUGGGUGGGUGGCAUUUCUGUUAAUAUCUGCUAAUAUUGUAAAUAAUUACUGCUGAGUGUGUGAGAGAUGUGAAUGAGGUUGAUGAUGGCAGAUAAAAACAAGCUGCAGUGAGAGACGACUCUUUCAUCUCUCUGUGUCAUGUAAAGAAAAGAAAGACAUGGAUGUAAAAGCUAAUAAAGGUGAAGUUAGGAGGUGUGAAAACAAACCAGGAGUCAGGCUGUGUGAGGAUUUUAGACAGAAGUUGUUAAAUACAAAGAGAAGAGUUGGAAAUAUGACAGAACAUGUGAGACAUUUAGAACAAUAAACUAUGUAUAGCAAUGUAAAUGUGGGAAGGGGCGCUGAAGGUGCUGAUUGUCAGCUUUCCCUAUCCAGAGUACUGCUGCAGCUUCAUUAGCCUCUGCUAACACAACAUACCUCAGCCUGCCACCCAACUGUGGCAAUGCAAAUGACAGGAAACAGGAAUAAACCCCGGACACAAGAGACCAGGAUAACAUCCAGAAGGUUUAUGUAAGGCUGCCAGUGCAUACUUUGACAGAGAGUCUGUGAGGCAAACAACCCGGGUGAGGAAAAGCCCCAGAAAUCAGCCUAAACAUCUUUCCAGGCGCACACUAGUGCAGCUCAUGCUGUGUGUGCCGUGGGUGAAGUGACAGACUAUGAAGCUGACCUGUCUCUGUGGGUCACUCAGGAAGUGAAGAGGACUAUAAACUAAGAAAGGUUCGACUGUAAUAAAAGCUCUCUCAUCUCAGCUCUCUCACAUUUUAAACAUAGUUACCUUCACAGAUGAUCUGACCGCUGCCAAGAGAUUAAAAGCCUACAUGACACGCGAGAACGACAUGACGGUGAUGAAAAUGCGACAAAGUUAAAGAUGAGGGAAACCGAUAAUAAGAGGAAGUGAAAAUGUGGAAAGUACACAGGAUUGCAAAAUAAGACAGGACAUGACUUGAAAUAGAAACUCAAAGUAAAGAUGGGGAAAUGUACCUGUCAGGUUUGGACACAAAGGAUGGGUGAGAUAAAACACUGUGUGUGGAUCCUUUCCACGCAUUUAAUGUAAUACACACCUUUAAAGUAACUCUUUAAACAUACAGCCUGCUGAUGUUCGUCUGUACUAUCAUCAUGACUCUGUGUUUGUGAUGCAUUUUUCAUGCUGGUUAACCACUGAUGCUUUAGAUUGAAGUAAAAACAGUAAAAACCUGCGUGACAGGAGCUUUGAAUCCCGUGUUGAAGUUUGUUUGCAGGAUUUAAAUUUCUUUAAAAAAUGUCUUCAAUCUUGGGGGAAACGUUUCUUGUGCAGAAGUAUUCAAAGUUAAAGCCACUUUUCUCCACCUAGUCCCGUAUCUCUCUGUACCCGUAUCUCUCUGUACCCGUAUCUCUCUGUACCCGUAUCUCUCUCU